AUGGAAGAAACAAAAGCUGCUGUGACGACAAGUAACAAGGUUAGAAAUUAUCUACAUCCAGAUAUCAUACUUUUUAUUCUCUCAAAAUUGCCUCUAAAAUCAUUGAAAAGAUUUGAAUGUGUAUGCAAAUCAUGGGCGACUCUAUUUCAAAACUCUUAUUUCAUGACCAUAUACCGCAAAAAAUUCAUAUCUAAUAGUAACCAUUAUGAUGAUACAUAUCUCGUCCUACAAAAUGGUGAGAGACAAGGAGAUUAUUAUUACGGCGAAUACCGUUAUGAGUUUUAUUUGGUCCCUGGCCAGAGGUUUGAAGAUAGGAUCAAAGUAGAUUGGCCACCUCCAUUUCAAAAGGAUGAUUGUGAUAUUUAUAUUAUGGGCAUUGUUAGUAUUAAUGGCAUUCUUUGUCUCAAUCAAGGAUUCGGAAGACGACUUGUACUUUGGAACCCAACUACUCUUGAAUUCAGCGUCAUUCCUCGCAGCCCUUUUGUAUAUGUACCACCCCAUGGACACCCUUAUUAUGAACUUCAUGGAUUUGGUUAUGAUCAUAUAACAAAUGACUAUAAAGUUAUUCGAUUUAUAGAUUCAAAUAUCAUAGUUGAAGAUUAUGAAGAGAUUGUAGAUGAAGGUAGAUCACCAUAUGAAACAUUCUGGGAGAUAUAA
This is a messenger RNA of Trifolium pratense (red clover), 657 nucleotides long. RefSeq names its product putative F-box protein At3g16210. Gene Ontology annotation, molecular function: protein binding. The coding region runs from base 1 to 657 and encodes 218 amino acids. The transcript has a single exon. Lineage: Eukaryota; Viridiplantae; Streptophyta; Magnoliopsida; Fabales; Fabaceae. The record is from RefSeq and is a predicted model, not a curated record.